Apis florea (little honeybee) is the source of this 930-nucleotide messenger RNA. RefSeq names its product baculoviral IAP repeat containing deterin (gene Det). Lineage: Eukaryota; Metazoa; Arthropoda; Insecta; Hymenoptera; Apidae. The record is from RefSeq and is a predicted model, not a curated record.
CCGCUUUGAUUUUUGCACGAUCGGUAUUUGAAAACGUAGAACGCAAAGUUCCAUUGACUGUUACGUCUAUUCUCUAUGCCUCGUCCGUGAUAUUGAAUCCGUUUUAUGCUUGUUCGAUUUAUAGGGAAAUAUAAGAAUAUAUAUUGAUUGUUAACUUUAUUUUAUAUCAUACAUACGUAUCGUACACGCGUCUGUCAUCCGUUAUUAUUUAAUGUGAGUGAAUAAAAUAAUUUUUAUCAGUAUUAAGCGCAACGAUCGAUGUAGAUAGCACCACUUGUGAUAUGUGUUUAAAAAGGACGCCAUUAAUUUCACCGUAACGAUAUUUAUACUUGCGUACUUAUCGCGUUUUAUUAAAAAUUGAAAUUAUUUUACUUUAAAAUUAUGGAUUUAUUACCAGAACAUAAUUCAACAUUUUGGAAAAUUGGUAGAUUAAAAACGUUUGAAGAUUGGCCGUUUCAAUCUUCUGAUAAUUCGUGUAAUCCCGAGCGGAUGGCUGCUGCUGGUUUUUAUGUAGUGGGUGGUAAGAAAGAACCCGAUUUGGUUGAAUGUUUUAUUUGUUCCAAACAACUUGAUAGUUGGGAUCCGGAUGAUGAUCCCUGGAAUGAACAUAUGAAACAUGAAUCGCAAUGUUCGUUCAUUAGAUUGGGAAAAUCGGAUGAGGCUACUUGGACUGUGAAUGAAUUAUUCGAUUUGUUCAAAAGAUAUAUGGUUAAGGAAUGCAUACAUGAAUUGGACAAAGCUGUAACUAUGGCGAAAGAAGAAAGCACACGAUUGGUACGUGAAAUACCUCAUAUUUAUAAGAAAAUAAAGAAAGGAAAAAAAGUAAAAAAUUAAAACUCUAAAAAUAAAAAUUAAAAUAGCGUUAUUUAUCCGAUGAUUAAUGAUGUGAUCUUUUCUUUUCUUUAAUAAAAUUUUAUAUUUUAAAAUAAA